Molecule: messenger RNA, 2341 nt
Organism: Brienomyrus brachyistius
Lineage: Eukaryota; Metazoa; Chordata; Actinopteri; Osteoglossiformes; Mormyridae
Product: chemokine-like factor
Exons: 4
Coding region: 1622-2026 (134 amino acids)
Cellular component (GO): membrane
Source: RefSeq, a predicted model, not a curated record
CAUAAUGCGGUACAAAGCAUCUUUAUAUCCUGAUCAUUAUAAUGCAUUAUGAAGGCAUGUAUAAUGCAUUAUAGAUGACAGCUUUAAGUAAAGUGUUACCAGAAGUUUUAACAGUCCUCUGAUUUUGAUCACAUGCCUUCUUGCUUUCAGUGCUUGACACAUCAGUGCGCAUGGGAUAUAUUCACUUUCUCCCACUUCAUUGACUUGAUUUUGUUCCACUUGUCUUCCAGUUUCUUCCACAGUUGGGUAACUGUAGUGGGUUUGUUUGCCAUAAUCUCAUCGCCAUUUAUCUUCCAGAGAUUCUACAGACCGCCAUAGAUCUACAGACCAGUCUGGCACCAGGAAGUAUUGAUGGCCACACUAUGACUUUAUUCUCCUUUUAUGCCCAUAGCAACCAAGGAGUUGAGGGUGUUUUUUAUAGCAUGGAGUGGUGAAUUGGGCAUUGAAAUACUUUAAUUUCAGAAAGCGAUUCUUCUGUUUGUACCAUGGGAGGAAAUGGUCAGUUAGGAACUCUUGUAAAGGUCAUUUUGACAUGCUGAGGGACCUAUAUGGGACCUACCAUUUCACUCCCAUAUUGCAGCCCAAGACAUCACUCUGCUACCUCCUUCUGACGUCAGUCUUGUUGGGACAGGAUGGCCAUUUACCAACCAUCCAGAACUCCAUCUAACUGAACUAUCCAGCGUAGCACAGCAUUCAUUAAUGAAUAAAAAUUAAUUUAAAUGUUUAAUUAAUUAGUCAUCAUGGAUUUCUGCACCAAAAUACAGCUUUAUGCCUGAUCAGCUAAGCUAAUUAACAAACCUACCUGAGACUGAUACCAGUUAUUUUAAAAAGAUAUGGAAAAAAAACUUGCAUCUUGCACUGAGAAACUAAGAACUAAAUGAUUAUUUUACUGAUAUGUCGCAUAAUAAUUUGGGCACUACGGUACUUGGAGUGCAAUGAUCACGAUAACUGGGCGACUGGUCUUCCUGCACAGUCCAUCGAUAAGCUCAUCCCCUGAGGUGAAUCAUUCAGUUAAACCCAGUCAUCGAGCUGAACUGACCAACCAAGCUGACAUGGUUUGCUUGAAGCCACCCUGCAGUCCCAGGACAAGACCAAGCUGGUUACACAUUGUGUCUGUGUGCAUCUCUUCAUCGGCUAUAAGUAAAUCUUGUGCAACAUUACAAUCUAGACUGAACAAGUUUAAUAAGAGUAGGAAGCCUUGAAAUACUAAGAACAGUCUAAAUGAUCUGGAUAUCAUUGAACAUUCUAAAGCAAUCCUUAAACUAAAUAUCUUGGAGUGAGAUUCAAUUAGCUUUUGUCUAACAGGGCAAGUAACUCUCUGUGCUCAUAAUAAUAAUUCAAAACCUUUGGCCGUCCAACUGGAUUCUGUGGCUGGGCCAGUGGGCGGCUCCUUACAGUAUUUAAUUCAUUUUCAAAUACUCGGCAAUGUGUUGCAGGUAAUCCUGUUCACUUAUUUUCCAUCUUGACACUGAAGUUGUAACACACUCCUGAAUUCAUCGCGUUACACUACAGAUAUUUUUACUUUUGAAAUUUCCGGUUAAAGGAAAUGGUAAGAUGAGGAAGUACAAGCAGCUCAGAGUCUUCAUAUUUCUAGGCAAAAUUAACAUGGUUAUGAGCCAUUAUGGAAGUCGAUACUAAGUUUCUUAAAACUCUGAGAGGUAGCCUGAAAAUUGUAGAGAUGCUGGCCACCUUCGUAGCGUUUCUGUCUUUCGCGGUGGCUGCGGAGAGGCCGUACAUGGCCGCCGCCGGAAUUGAGUUCUGCAUCACGCUGGCGUUUCUUCUGCUCUACUUAUUAAAGUUCAACAAGAGGUUCACUUACUUAUGCUGGCCUCUAAUGGAUGUUGCCAACUCACUUGUUGCAGCCGUCUUCAUCUUCAUCUUAAGUCUUGUAGCUGUCGUCACUUAUUCAACUAAAGGUACUUUGAUUGGAGGGAUUUUUUUGACGAUGUCGGCUUGCCUUUGGAGUGUGGACGGCAUCCUUCUUUUCAGGAAGAUCUUCAACAAGGCCACAAAUACCGUAAAUUAAAGACAACGAAGCAUGAACUCUGCCUAUCUUUAAUUACACCCACAAAAAGAACGAUAAACCACGCGUAUGGAUCAUAUUGGCAUAAUGUAAAAAAGUAAUAUGACAAUGAAAGUAGCGAUAAACAGCAUUUCUAAAUACUAUACGACAUUACACAUGAAUCACGGAUCUUUAUGGGGAGGGGCAGUUCACAUUGCAAUACGGUAUUACGUUUUAUUAUUAUUAUUAUUAUUAUUAUUAUUAUAAAUAACAAUAAUAAUGAUAUCGAUUGUUAAUAAAAUUCACAUUUGAUACUACUAAUAAAUUGCUCCUAAAGUA